This is a messenger RNA of Saprolegnia diclina VS20, 3187 nucleotides long. RefSeq lists its product as hypothetical. NCBI's taxonomy places the organism in Eukaryota, Oomycota, Saprolegniomycetes, Saprolegniales, Saprolegniaceae. The coding region runs from base 427 to 2322 and encodes 631 amino acids. The transcript is spliced from 10 exons. Gene Ontology annotation, molecular function: protein binding. The record is from RefSeq and is a predicted model, not a curated record.
UGCUCCUUCUAAAUACCGUGUUCGAGUCGAUGACCGUAGUGCUAGUUCUUUAGUUCGAGCGAUUUAACCUUGGGAGCAUCCGUCAAGCGACUCGAGAUUGCACUACGUCAAACCAACGGCACCUGUGAUUGACCAAUCAUCUGCCAAUCACAACGGAUCUCAAGUCCGACGUGGGCGGCAGUGCAGGACCAAGCAGUCAAGGUAGUCAUGGCGAGACUGACUGACUACUCGGUGCAGAUUAAGAGCGAACGAGGUUGCUCAUGGGGUUGCGCGGUGAUCUUGCCCGACGCGUCUGCAUCUCGCCACGUCAUUGCCGUUGGCGAACCGGUUAUUUCAACCUUCAAACCUUCAAUCCGUCAAGCCGGUUGGCACGACGGUUUCGAGCGAGUCCUUUCGCAUCUUCUUCUGUAAACUUCAACGUGGGAUAUGAGCGCGAAAGGCCACGCUGUCGUCUGUAGCGAGUGCGACGACCAGCCCGCGACGCUCGCGUGCGCCGAGUGCCACGAGCCCGACGACAGCAACAACAACAACAGCAGUACGAACGGCGAGACGAAGCUCUGCCACGGGUGCUCGCUCCUACUGCAUUCGCUCAAGAAGCGGCGCUACCACCAUGUGCGACCGCUCGCCGACACCGAGACGACGAGCGCUGCGCCCGAACCCGCGACGUGGCACCCGACGGCGUACGACAUUCCGGACUUUGAGGAGCUCGAAGUCGUUUUGCCCAAGCUGCCCGACGGCACAUUGGGCAUCGACAUUGGCCAAGUCGACGGCGUCUUUGUCGUGCAGCGCAUUUCGCGCGAAAAAGAUGCGUCCGCGCUCGCGGUUGGCGACGCCAUCGUGCGCCUCCAAGGCCGACCUGUCCACAACGUGGUGUUUGCCCAGCUCCUGCACUUGCUGCAUCGCGAGCCUUUGACCGUCAAGCUGCUGGUCGUGCGCGGCCACGACACACCCAGCGCGCUGUUGCAUGCGUGGCUCAAGCUCAACGUGGCGCGGGACCAAGCCGCCCAAGAGCGCAGCAAGGAAAUCAUUGCGCUGCAGCAAACAACGUCCGGCCAUUACCAGCUGCAGCCCAACGACGCCAACCUGGAUCUGAUGUUUGAGGAUGCGGCCGUCUCGGACGCCAAGGUGCCCGUGAUUUCAUUUUUGGGCAACACGACCGCGGGCAAGUCGUUUUUGAUUCGCGCGCUCAUGGGCGACCACGAAAUUCGGCCGUUUUGCUUUGACGAAGACAAGAUGUGCAGCACGACGGCCAACGCCAACAUGUACUCGUCGACGUGCGUCGUGCCCAACGAGCGCGCCAACGUCAUCGAUUUUGAAGGCGAGAACGGACUCACACCAUUUAUGAACAUGGUGUUGCGCACCAAACACCUCUUUCACUCGAGCAAGGCCGAGACCAAGCAACGGCACAUGGCGGUCCAAAAGUACUUUCCAAAAAUCGCCUACUUGCUCAGCGACGUGAUCGUGCUCGUGGGAGAUACGAGUCUAGUCAAUAAGGACUACUUUACACGCUGCCGGGACUUUGCGAUCAAGGCCAACGUCGGCAUCUCCGAGACCAUGUGCCGCCCGUCGAUGCUCAUCGUGCACAACAAGUGCAGCUUGACCGCCAACUUUAGCGUCGAGGCAACGACCGCCGAGUUUAUGCAGGCGCACAUUUACGACGAGUACGACGUCGUGUUAGCCGAGACAGGCCCGGUCGGGCUCGACCUCCAUCUGGCUUCAAACAGCAACAACAAUCUCGACGUCGCCAGCUUUCCCGCGGUCGAAGCGCUGGCAGCCGACGGCGUGGCCGCAAAGAGUGGCAACAUUCACCUCCACGACCUGCUCGUCGCGAUUGGCGGCGUCUCCACCGAGCUUCUCGGUUUGAACAAGGUCCAAGAACUCCUGGAGACCGCGUCCCGCCCCGUCGCGAUCACCUUUCGGUCGGCCGACCUCCUCAAUUCCGAAGCCAAAGGUUUUCUCGAGUACUUUGCGGACGUCAAGUGCGUGCGCGUGCCGCGGGGCGACAUUCGCCAAAACAUCCGCGGCAAGUGGUACAACGGCGACGAGAUCCUCGACCAGCAGCUCGUCGCGAUCCACCAAAUCUUGAGCGACAUGAGCGCCAAGCAAAAGGCGAUGCGAACCGACAUUAGCGUCGGCGAGCGCGGCUGGUUCUUCCUCCUCCGCUCGAUCGUGACCCAAGUCGCGAACGAGCAGCCCGUAUCGUUCGCGACGCUUCUCAACGACCUGCUCUCGACGGGCGACCGCGACGUCGAUCGCAUAUAUCCUUUUCCUUCUUUUCCUUGGAUAUACACUAUAUUUUCAAAAAUCCACAGCAUUCCUUGACGACAGGGAUGACGUACGACGGCCACCUUUGUGCGUGUCUACGAGCGCUUCCCGCGGCGCGACGCCGACUGGUACCGGCUCUGCAUUGAGUUUACGCUCGAGCUCUUCCAGCGCAUGAUCGCCUUCAACAUGCGACGCAAAGCGCACGCGUCCAUAUUGACCAAAGAGACGGUCUCGGCGCAGGCCAAGAAGAGUCUGUCGCUUCUGCUCAAGAGCGUCCAGCGCUUCUUGCCGUGCGUCGCGUCGUGUCCGAUGGCCGAGGGCCACCGUUGCGGCCAGCACCGCAUGUUCCAUGUUGGCGCCAAGAGCUGCCACCGCACCGCGGUCAAGGUGCCCCGGUCCGGCGGGCGCUGGGACCGCUGGCUCAGCGAGCUUGACGGUGGCCGCCACUUGGUGUGGGAAGGCGCAUUUGAAGCGCCGACACUGCCCGCGUCGUACUUUGAUGCUGUCUACUGGGAAGACACUUUUGUGCAUGGCGUGCUGGCACACUUGUUUGCUGGCGACGUGCAACACACAACGUCGAUGGACCAGACCGAUGAACUGCUCUUGCGGCUCCUUACGAGCUACCGCGGCGCGCUCAUGCUUGACUUCAAGGUGUUUUCGGAGAACGCGCUCGGGCACAUUCCGUGCACGCGGUGCUUCAAAGGCUGUGACGCCAAGGCGACCGUCGCGACCACGAUGAAGGAGCGUCUUUUGCAGCUGCACUCGCGCAUUGAGCUGCUCUACUUGGCGCCGUACCAGCUCGGUGUGUGUGCGCAGUGCAAGCCGUUCUUUACCGAUCUCGGUUUGCUACCAGCGUAAUUGUCGACGCUCGUGCGAGUGUAUUGACUAAAAGUCGAGUAAACAUGUCUUACAUCCCAUCGCA